AUUCAUAGCAAGUAGUGUAUACCGUAGUUGGCACUAUCUUGGUGGUGUAAUCAGUAACAACUUUGGUUGUCUUCUCGGUGCAAGUGCUGUAUACGGUGGUUGGUACUACCUUGGUGGUGUAGUCAACUACAACUUUGGUUGUCUUCUCAGUGCAAGUGCUGUAUACGGUGGUUGGUACUACCUUGGUGGUGUAAUCGACUACAACUUUGGUUGUCUUCUCGGUGCAAGUACUGAAUACGGUGGUUGGGUCGUAUUUAGUUACCUUUACGGUGGUUGGUACAGUGCAAGUACUGUAUACGGUGGUUGGUACUGUGCAAGUACUGAAUACGGUGGUUGGGUCGUAUUUAGUUACUUUUACGGUGGUUGGUACUGUGCAAGUACUGUAUACGGUGGUUGGUACUGUACAAGUGCUGAAUACGGUGGUUGGGUCGUAUUUAGUUACUUUUACGGUGGUUGGUACUGUGCAAGUGCUGUAUACGGUGGUUGGUACUGUACAAGUGCUAAAUACGGUGGUUGGGUCGUAUUUAGUUACCUUUACGGUGGUUGGUACUGUGCAAGUGCUGAAUACGGUGGUUGGUACUGUGCAAGUGCUGAAUACGGUGGUUGGUACUGUGCAAGUGCUGAAUACGGUGGUUGGGUCGUAUUUAGUUAUCUUUUCAUUUACGGUGGUUGGUACUACGCAAGUACUGAAUGA
This is a messenger RNA of Acaulospora morrowiae, 694 nucleotides long. The record is from the annotation of a GenBank genome assembly. Lineage: Eukaryota; Fungi; Glomeromycota; Glomeromycetes; Diversisporales; Acaulosporaceae.